Aureobasidium subglaciale EXF-2481 is the source of this 742-nucleotide messenger RNA. RefSeq lists its product as uncharacterized. Lineage: Eukaryota; Fungi; Ascomycota; Dothideomycetes; Dothideales; Saccotheciaceae. Bases 121 to 354 code for a protein of 77 amino acids. The record is from RefSeq and is a predicted model, not a curated record. The transcript has a single exon.
CUAUAGUAGUGGCACAACCACCACAGAGGUAAUCUUCGAGCGGUAUAGCUGAGUAAGUGGCAGCUCCAGCCUAGGCUUACCUGUUCGAGAUGCGAGAGUAUUCAGGACUGGCCGUUCUUCAUGGCGCAUGCCAAUGCCAACACGGAAACGACGGAGAGCAGCAUGCAAGUAACGCUGGCGAGCGUGGGUGGCGUUGUGGAUUUGCUUGCAUUUGCUUGGUCCGAGGCUUACAGGGAGGCCACACGCGACUGCCGAAAUUGUUAUGUCUUGGAAUGGCUUAAGCUGGCUUGGGUGGCUGAAAGGCACGAGUCGGUGAUGAGGUGUCUGAUCCUCCAAAAUCUCGUGUCAGAGUAAACAUUAAGCGGUGUACUUCGGUUGUUGAUCAAUUUUGGGGAUGGUGAAAGAGUGGGAUUGACUCAACGUUCUUCACCAUGGGGAUCGCGGAUCAUGUUCAGCGCGUGGGGCUCUCCAUGGGGGUGAGUAUCGAUUCGAGCACGGAGCCCUGUAGAAAAUUCUUUCACGCUUUACGAUGGCUCGACCAUGAAAUGGUCAGGGAUGGGGGUCGCGCUUCUCAGACAAGCGCGCGCCUUAGCAUUACUGUGGAAGGCGCGAACAUUGAUCACGAUCCCACUCUUGCGAAUACGAAAUUCGUGAUACUGUUAGGUAGCAUCGUUGUACUGUAAAUAUCGUGGCGGCUGACAAGUAGGCGACUCGAUGGUUCUGCGCUGACCUGCCUAUUUGG